UGCACACUUGAAUUCUGCCUUUUACUGAAGAGGGCGUGUAAUCAGAAAAGUUUGGAGAGGAUUGUCCAGAGGGUAAAACUGCCAGCCCUUCACUGUUGAGUCUCCCGUCUCUCUGGCUUCAUUAUCCAAUAUUCCUCCCCUUUCUUCCUCCUCUCCUGAUGCUUCCACGGUGACAUCAUUGCUUCACCUCCACUCACCUUGCAGUUACUGGCAGAUGCUCCAUGCUUUCAUGUCAGUAGCUUCGGCAGUGUCUUCUGUCUGAGGGCUCAUCCUGCCUUGUUCUCUGCAAUUUCAGAUGCCCUUACUCCUCUUUAAACCUUGCCCUGAUGCCUGCAACUCUGAAAGUGCCCUGUAGGCGCCUUGAAUAACUCCUGGUUCACUCUACUGCAGUCAUUGUACUUGACAGCACAUUUGUUUAGACUGGCAGCUCCUUGCAAGCAAGGCCCAGUCUCAUCAGAUCGAGACUCCGAAUACGUGCUCAAUGCCACAGCGCACACCUUGACCCUACCGCUGGAGGGGAGAACCUGGGCCCAGUGAGCUUAAUCAGUCCUCACAAGGUCGGGGCCGCUGACCCACUAAUCAGCUUGAGCCUCCUAAUCCAUCCCCAGCAGGAACCACAGGACAGACGGCAGUGGCUCCUGAGAGCUGGCUGGGGCCAUUUUGGCCCCUUGCCUGUGGCCUUCUGCAGACUUGGUCUGGGAGGGGAUGGGGCAGCUGCGCCAUGUGCACCACCCUUUUCCUGCUCAGCACCCUGGCAAUGCUCUGGCGCCGCCGAUUUGCCAACCGAGUCCAACCAGAGCCCAGCGACGUGGAUGGGGCAGCUAGGGGCAGCAGUGUGGACGCAGACCCUCAGUCCUCAGGCAGGGAGAAAGAACCUCUGAAGUAAGCCCUCACCUCUGCAGGUGGGGCUCAGGCCCAGAGACUGGGAUCAGCUGGCUCAGGCAGCUCAGGUCCUGGUUCGUCCCCUAACCCAGGAGGAUGCUGUGGGAGCUGGAGCAGCAGCAAGAGGGAGAAUGGGGGGAAGCAGCACUAGAGAAGUCCUUCAGCUCCUACUUAAUGGAAGCCUCGCAGAUGCAAGAUGGCUCCAGCAGGCCCAGCAUCACUUCUUCUCAGUGUCCCAAAGCCAGAAGAGAGGCUGUUGUUUUUAAAAGCAGGAAAACUUUCCUAAACUUGGCCAGAAUUGCAUCACAGACCCUUUCCCAAAACAAUUUCCAGCAAAGGGAAUAGACUUACCAUGUCUGGUACAGAUGAAUCAAGAUUUGCCCCUGGGGGCUAGGGAGGGGCUUGCCUCUGCUGAAGUAGACCCUUGCCCAGCAGCUGAACGGAGCCUAGGUUCACCAGAUGGAGGAAGAGACUGGCCGCUAACAGUGCCUGACAUACAGAUGUGCUUCCUGUGAUAUCGCUGCUGCCACUGUUCCAAAUGUAAGCAGUCAGCUGCCUGGGAUACUACCUACCUUCUUUUGUGUUCUUAUUAAUAAAAUUAAAGAUUGCUUUCUGGGUAGAGAAAUUAA
Molecule: messenger RNA, 1511 nt
Organism: Pongo pygmaeus (Bornean orangutan)
Lineage: Eukaryota; Metazoa; Chordata; Mammalia; Primates; Hominidae
Gene: PRCD
Product: photoreceptor disc component
Exons: 5
Coding region: 722-886 (54 amino acids)
Cellular component (GO): photoreceptor outer segment membrane
Molecular function (GO): opsin binding
Source: RefSeq, a predicted model, not a curated record